Ostrea edulis (European flat oyster) is the source of this 2478-nucleotide messenger RNA. Its product is annotated as BRCA1-associated protein-like. Gene Ontology annotation, cellular component: cytoplasm. NCBI's taxonomy places the organism in Eukaryota, Metazoa, Mollusca, Bivalvia, Ostreida, Ostreidae. The record is from RefSeq and is a predicted model, not a curated record. Gene Ontology annotation, biological process: protein ubiquitination; Ras protein signal transduction. The transcript is spliced from 14 exons. Gene Ontology annotation, molecular function: ubiquitin protein ligase activity; zinc ion binding. The coding region runs from base 91 to 1989 and encodes 632 amino acids.
AACUCUUUAAUCUACGAAGGAAAGAAAGGAAACUUUGACAGUUUCCAGUUUCCUACGUAAAAAAAAUAGCGAAAUACGGAUGUUUUCCAAAUGUCUGAGUCGAUUUCUUUGGUAGUUUUACGGCUUGAAAUUGAGAGGGGAUAUUCUCUCACCACUGAUUUGAAUUAUAAAGCACCAGACUUUGAAGUACUCGGUGAAAAGGAGACAGCUAAACUCAAAGCCAGUUACGCUGAGGCUGCUUGCAGCUCGAAAAAAGAUAUUUUGCAGGAUUUAUUGGUAAAGAAGUGCAGAGGAGAGAGGAUAUUCACCGACCUGACAAUAGAGACGUAUUUAAAUGACAUGAGUGAACAAGCAGAAAAACACUCAAACCUUUCAACAGAGAAGGUCAGUGAAGAGACUAAACGAAAGAAUCCAGAAAUUGGUGCCUUUUCCAGAGAAGGCUCUGUAGCAUCCAAUGCGUCAACAUCAAGUGGAGAGAAAAUAGUUUCAAAGGAAGUUUUUUUCCAGCCAAUUGAUGAAAGUGAUGACAGGCCAAAUCCCGGUCAAAGGGGAGAGAGGCCCCACAGUGGGGGAAGGCUGAGGAGCAGUCCCCGUGACUCCCCUACAAUUCAAUUCUUCUCAGGAAAUCCGAUGGUAGAGAGGACAUGUGGAAUCUUACACCUGUACAAAGACAACAAGAAGACAUUAUUAAAGGAAGAGGUCCCUAGAAGUGAAUUGAUUUGUAUGUUAGCUGUGCCAGCAGCCUACACUAUUCAUGAUUUGGUUAAAUUCACUGCCCCAGUGGUCGAAGGUAUUGAGUACAUGAGGAUUAUCAGGGACACCACUCCAAACCAGUACAUGGUCCUCAUAAAGUUCUGCAAUCAGAGACUGGCAGAUGAGUUUUUCAACACAUACAACAAUGUGUCCUUUAACUCAAUAGAACCAGACAUUUGUCAGCUUAUUUAUGUGGCAAAGGUGGAGGUCAUGAAAGACUCAGAGGGGGCCUGUUUACCUGUGACUGGUCUGACAGAACUUCCUAACUGUCCUGUUUGUCUAGACAGAAUGGAUGAGUCUGUAGAUGGUACACCAGUAUUGACGAUUCUGUGCAAUCACACUUUUCAUGUCAACUGUUUAGCAAAAUGGGGAGAUACAAGCUGUCCAGUAUGUCGAUACUGCCAGACCCCCGAGGAAACAGCUGACCAGAGAUGUAUGACUUGUGGCUCUCAGGAGAGUUUAUGGAUUUGCUUGGUGUGUGGUAACAUUGGAUGUGGCAGAUAUGUAGAGCUGCAUGCUUACAAGCAUUUUCAAGAAACACAGCACACUUAUGCCAUGCAAUUGGGUAACAAUCGAGUUUGGGAUUAUGUUGGAGAUAAUUUUGUUCAUCGUUUGGUUCAGAGUAAAGGUGAUGGUAAACUGGUGGCAGUGGAGGACCAGCAAAGUUCAGAAAUGGAUGGCAAGGUUGAUGCUCUAUCACUGGAGUACACAUAUCUCUUGACAAGUCAGCUUGAACAGCAACGGAAGUAUUUUGAACAGAAGAUGACUCAAGUAGAAAAAAGUGCACAAGAAAGAGCUGAUAUCUUGGAUGUGAAAUACAAAACCACUAUAGAUGAUUUAGAGAAAGUGAAAAUUGAACUACAUGCUGUGAAUAGAGAAAAGCAGUCUGUGGAAAAGAAGUGUUCACAUCUCCACGGCCGUUUAACAUCAGCACUGAAGGACUUGCAGGAGGAGAAGCAGAUGAAUAAGUGUUUGUUGGAGAACCAGCAGGUCUGGCAGAAGAAGGUCACAGUGCUGGAGAGUCAGGUUCACGACCUCUCACAGAAUAAGGAGCAGGAGAUUCAGGAAUUGAGAGACCAGCUCCGUGAUGUGAUGUUUUACAUGGGGGCACAACAGAAAUUAUCGGAGACAUCGGAGGUCUCUGAAACAGAGCUGCAGGAAAGUCAGGUCAUUGUUGGGGCCUCUGGAAACACUCCCUCCCCCAGGUCCAAGAAAGGAAGGAAAAAGGACAGAUGACAGAUGAAACAGGUGCCCCCUUUCAGAACUGGAGUCCUCCGAUUUCUGCUCUCUGAAUGUGUGAUACGAAGCUGUGUGAACAGAACACUCUACAAGAGAGUAUUGCCAUAGAUCAUUUUGUUAACACCAGUUCAGUCACCUAGAUGUAUAACAGUUGCUCAAACUGCCUGUUGAAGUUGUUUUCUCUGUAUUAGCAGAGAGUGGACAGUCAUUAUUUGUUUGAUUAUCAUUAAGUGUGUGUGUGUAUGAAUUACAUAUUCGUUUUUAAUCAGUAUGUAUUGUUUGGUUGUGAGGGGCAGAUGAGUUACAUAUAUAGUCUGUAUUUGAUGUUUCUCAUUUUUAAUGUUGUUUUGAUUAAUUGUACUCUCGGCAACAAAGAGGUGAGAAAUGAUGUAAAAUUGGAAUCAGAAAGAUGCCUUUAUCGUACACAGACUGACAGACAACACGUUGUGAUUGUUAUGGUAUGCAAUAAAAUCUUUUACAUCUACA